AUGAAGCUUCUUUCGAUUCUGCUCUCCAUCCUCACAGGCAUCUUCUCGAUCUUCUUGUUCAGAAGCAACUUUCCAGACACUUUCAACACAACUCUCAACCACAUUCAUAGCUUGGUCCAAUCGCUCGUGAACAACAGCACCAGCAACAUCAGCAACACCAGCAACACGACCACCUCCACCCACAACAUCACUUCUUUCUACAACACCGCCGACACUCCCCUUCCCUCCACAAUGACUUUCCCGCGUCACAUCCGCAAGGUCUUCGUCGCUCUCGAGCAGGCAGAGGGUGCCGGUGCCCGCGUCCGCCGGUCCAUUGGCACGCCGGCGCUCCGCAACUUCUCGCCCUUCCUGAUGCUUGACCACUUCUCGAUCAAGCCCGGCGCAGGCUUCCCCGACCACCCGCACCGCGGCCAGGAGACCAUUACCUACCUGCUGAACGGCGGCGUCGACCACGAGGACUUUGCCGGCAACAAGGGCACCAUCAACUCGGGCGACCUGCAGUUCAUGACCGCCGGCAGGGGCAUCAUGCACGCCGAGAUGCCGCGGCAGAACCCGGACGGAUCGGCCAACGUCGGCCUGCAGCUCUGGGUCGACCUGCCCCAGAACCUCAAGAACUGCGAGCCGCGGUACCGCGACUUGCGGGCCGCCGAGAUCCCCACCGUGGACGUCGACGACAACAAGGUGCACAUCAAGGUGAUCUCGGGCGAGAGCCACGGCAUCAACAGCGUCAAGGACCUGGCGUACACGCCCGUAUGGAUCCUGGACCUGACCGUCCAGCCGGGCGGCAAGGUCGCGCAGCCGCUGCCGGCCAACUGGAACGCCUUUGCCUACAUCCUCGAGGGCAGCGCCACCAUCUCCAACGGCGAGGAGGCGCCCACCAAGGUCGAGCAGUACAGCAACGUGGUGUUUGGCCCCGAGGGCGACGGCGUCACCGUGAGCGUGGACGCGUCGGCCACAGAGCCCGCGCGGCUGGUGCUCGUGGCCGGCACGCCGCUGGACCAGCCCAUUGUGCAGUACGGCCCCUUUGUGGUCAACUCCAAGGAGGAGGUCUACAAGGCGCUGAUGGACUACCAGACGCACACCAACGGCUUUGAGCGGGCCGAGGGCUGGCAGAGCGAGAUUGGCAAGUCCAUGGCGCACUGA
Messenger RNA from Sporothrix schenckii 1099-18, 1143 nucleotides. RefSeq lists its product as uncharacterized. The record is from RefSeq and is a predicted model, not a curated record. Bases 1 to 1143 code for a protein of 380 amino acids. NCBI's taxonomy places the organism in Eukaryota, Fungi, Ascomycota, Sordariomycetes, Ophiostomatales, Ophiostomataceae. The transcript has a single exon.